UAAAGAUCACUGAAAGGGAGAAGAGUUUGGGAAGCGUGGUGUGGCUGACCGUGGACUUCCAGAAUUCCUGAAGACUUGUGGGGACAGACUCCUCCAGAAGCUUUUCCUGAAGGCUCCGUGUCCCGGCUUAUGCUGGAAGAGACCACAGCACGUGAGCAGGACACAAAGCCUGGAGUGGGAUCCCUGCCUGCCCCUGCAUCCCUGGGGACGAAUUUUGCCAUCAGAGGAGGAAGGGAAAGGCGGUGAAUUCAGCCCUGCUAAAAAUGGGAGGCAGAAUCUGCCCAGCAGACCAGGAAGAGAAGCUCCAGACCUCCCCUGUGGUGCACCCCUGGGAAUGCUGCAGCCGGAGGGACCCAGCCCUCUGGCAGUGAGAGGUGUUGGGGCAACAUGGCACAGGGGUACUGGGGCACCAUGCCCUUCCAGAACCGUAAGACCCAGCUCCUGCUGGUCAACUCCCUGACGUUUGGCCUGGAAGUCUGCCUGGCUGCAGGGAUCACCUAUGUGCCUCCCCUGCUGCUGGAAGUGGGUGUGGAGGAGAAGUUCAUGACCAUGGUUUUGGGCAUAGGACCUGUCCUUGGCUUGGUUUUUGUCCCACUGAUUGGGUCUGCCAGCGACCACUGGCACAGCAGCUAUGGCCGGAGGCGACCUUUCAUCUGGGUGCUGUGCCUAGGGGUCCUCCUGAGCCUCUUUGUCAUCCCCCAUGCCAGCAGCCUGGCUGCCUUCUUUGCCCUCAACACUCGCCCACUGGAGAUUGUCUUCCUCAUCCUGGGCAUCGGAUUGCUGGAUUUUUGUGGCCAGGUCUGCUUCACCCCUCUGGAAGCUCUGCUCUCAGACCUCUUCCAGGAGCCAGACAACUGCCGCCAGGCUUUCUCUGUGUACGCCUUCAUGAUCAGCUUGGGGGGCUGCAUUGGUUACCUCCUCCCAGCCAUUGACUGGGGCAGCAGCUUUCUGGCCCUGUACCUGGGAGGCCAGGAGAAAUGCCUUUUCACCCUCCUCACUCUCAUCUUCCUCGGCUGCGUAUUGGCCACGCUCUUUGUGACAGAGGAAGCAGCCACCCAGGCAGAUGUUUUGGAUGGCCCGGAGCUGAAGGAUGCUCUCCCCAAGGGCUCACCUCCUGCCUGCUGUUUUUGCCAGCUUUCCAGGAGCUCGUGUCUGCUGCAGGCCAGGCACCUGAUGCAGGCUCUGAGGAACCUCUGCACGUUGGUGCCACGGCUCCACGGCCUCUACUGCCGCAUCCCCAAGGUCAUCCGGCGCCUGUUUGUGGCUGAGCUCUGCAGCUGGAUGGCUCUCAUGACUUUCAUGCUGUUCUACACUGAUUUUGUUGGGGAAGGACUCUACCAUGGUGUCCCCAGAGCCAAACCAGGCACGGAUGCCAGACGCCACUACGAUGAAGGUGUCCGGAUGGGGAGUUUGGGCCUUUUCCUCCAGUGUGUCACAUCCAUCUUCUUUUCGACAAUCAUGGACAGGAUGGUGAAGCAGUUUGGGACUCGGGCAGUCUACUUGGCCAGUGUGGUCUUCUUCCCCGUGGCUGCCUUCAUCAUGUGCCUUUCCCACAGUGUCACCAUUGUCACCAUCUCGGCCGCUCUGACGGGCUUCACCUUCUCUGCACUCCAGAUCCUGCCCUACACCCUGGCAUCCCUGUACCAUCAUGAGAAGCAGGUAUUUCUACAUAAAUUUAAGAGCAAAGAGGAGGAAGACGCCGCUCGCUUGGCCAAGAAAUCAUCCUUCUCCAAAGGCCUCCUUUCCAGCCAGAAGCUGCCUUACCAGAAUGGACAUGCUGGGAGCCUCUUCUCUUCUUCCUCUUCUUCCUCCUCCCCUCCAGCUGCCAGCUCAGCUCUGUGUGUCAGCUCCUCCUGUGAUGUCUCCCUCAUGAUGAUGGUGGGAGAAGGGGACUCGGGGCCUCCCGGCCGAGGAAUCUGCCUGGACCUGGCUAUUUUGGACAGUGCUUUCCUCCUCUCUCAGGUUGUCCCUUCCCUCUUCAUGGGCUCCAUCGUUCAGUUUACCCAGUCGGUGACUGCCUACAUGGUGUCAGCUGCUGGCUUUGGCCUGGUGGCCAUUUACUUUGCAACCAAAGUUGUCUUUGAUAAGAGUGACAUGGCCAAGUAUUCCGUGUGACAUGGGAGCACAUGCACCAGGGCAGCACAUGGGUGGUGAGAUGAGAUGAGAUGUGUCUGUGUGUGUCUGUGUGUUUGUGUCCAUGUGGCCACCCGUGGGAAGCCUCGUGUGGCACCUGCUGUGGUCCCCAUGCUGUUGCUGUACCCCUGGGGGGUAGUUUUGGGGCCUGGGGGGUUAGGGGAGAUGCAACAGGGUUAAUCUCAGGUGUAAAUUAGAGGCAGCUGGGCCAUCAGUGCUUUCCAAAGGUGCCUUUAUCAAAAGAAAGCACUGCCCAGCCAGCACCAAAGGGGGUUGUACAAGGGAGAGAAAGGAAAUGGACUUUUCCUUGAACAGGUCAUGUUUCUGUAUAAUUCUACCUAAACUGAGCAGGAGAGGCAGAGGGAGGAAGAAAUCAUUUGCUCUCUUGUUUUCCAGUUCCAGAGGUGUCUUCUUCUUCUUCCCCUGCUUGUUCUACUCAACCUCUUGAGCAAUAUUUCUGCAAAUGGGACACUGGCAGGAGAUGUCCUGGGGGAAAAAAAAGAGAUGGGUAGCUAAGGUUUGGCUGUGGAGCAGAGGGGGUGCACACACACUUCUGUCCUUCCUUGCCUCUGCUCCCACAUGGAGAAAGCAUUCAGGAGAAAAAUUACUAUGUCUUGUUUGGGAAAAACAAGUAACAUCUCACUAGGACCAAUUCCAAAAGGUGGCUUAUCUUUUACCUAUGUACCAAGCUGCAUCAGGUGGAAAUGACUUCUUUUUUGGUGGGUUUUUUUUUUCCUUCUUAAUUGAAUGAUUGUUUUUAGAUUUCCUCACACAGUUCUCAGUAGCUCUGACCUCUCACUCCUCAGGGCUCAGAACUGCUGCCAGUUCUCUUCCCUACCAGGUCUAGACUGUUGUGCUUUUUCCAGCUCUGCCCCCUAAAAGCUGCCAUACACCAAGCAGCACUCAAGGGCCUGGCCCAGAGUCAACACUCAGACUUCAAAAUGCCCCAGACUCUUCCUGCCAUGCAUGGAGGGAAGCACAAACUGGGUCUUUGGAGGCUCCAGAGUCCUUCACUUGGGCUGGUCUAAACCAAGUGUUUGUGAGUAAUUUUCUGCAGAGGUGUGUGGGCAGGGAGAUGCAGUGCUGGGGUUCUGCUAAAGGGCAAAACGUUGCUAUUUCUGCAAGGUCUUGUCAGACAAUUUCUUGGCAUGGAACAAGGUUACUCCCCUGCUGUCUGCAGAUGGGUCCUGAGAGAGCUGCUUCUCUGGUUUUGAAGCAUUUCUUUCCCGUAAUGGGUGACUGUUGUUGGUUUAGUUCUUCUCCAAUUAUAUGCCUACCAGCCUCCCUUUCCCACAACAAGGUUUGUGUGCUGAAAUGCAGCUGUUUUGGGGAUGGAUUUGGCAGCUGCUUAACCACCUACAUAAACAGCUUUUCUGCUCUGCUUCCUCCCCAUCUCUGUCUGCUCCAGGCUGCAGCAGGAAGUCUGAGAAAAACUGUUCCUGCCAAAGGUGGGGUGUUUCUCAGAUGAAUGCUCCUAAGGAUCAGUAGCCUCUGACCCAAGAUUUUUCAGACAGGUCCCUACUUGAAUGCUGAAGAAUCUUUUUAUUUAUUUUUUUUCUAGUGGAAAAUGUGGGAACCUUCACCCAGGGAGGCUGCUGGGAUGCAAAGUGCUUUGGGUAACUGAGCCAUUUGUUUAAGUGCCUCGAGAGGACUUCCACACCAAACUUCAGGUGUAGGGGUUUGAUGAUAAAGGCCUUGAAUGCUUCAUUACAGACGUCCAAGUGAUCCUUGAAAAGGCAUCAAGGGGGAGGCAGCCUUGUUUUAUAAUGUCCUUUGGUUUGGAAUGGGAAAGGACAAGAUGCUGCAGUUCCUGAUCCAUAACUUGUAGGUGUUUCCCAAGAGGAAAAAGGCUUAAUCCUGCUGCUCCACAUCUGUGCUGGCUUUGGUGCAGCACUGUCCUGCUGGAUGUGUGCAGGUUGGGGCUCGGGGUCCUGGCUGAGCUUCAGGGCUUGUUUUGGGCAGGAUUGGUCUCAGAUCAAGCAAGUCCUUGGGCCCCUCUCUUCUCCCAUCUGUUUUGUUGCUCUGGGUCAUGGACUUGGCAUCCAAAUCUCAGCAAGCCUCUUGCUGGCUCUGAUCUCACAGCUCCUAGGAGAGGGCAAGCUGAGUUUGUCCAGUUGUCUCAUAAUUCAGAUAUGCUUCCAGGGAGGUGCCUGCAUUUACUUCAUUUAUGUUCAGAAUCUGAGCCACCGAGCCUGUGACUGCAGCAGCUGCCCCUGCUCUUUGCUGCUGCAUCCCAGGCAGGUGCCCAUCACCUCACCUCGUGCCUGGGCUGAGGACAGGGCUCAUUUCUGCUAGAAGGGACAGGGGUAUGUCCUGGUGCAGGUGAGCACAUCCCUUCCUGCUGUUACAGACACAAAUCUGUGUCAGAACCCCCCUGGGGUUUGCUCAUCCCCUGAAGGUCUCAGCGAGGUGACCAGGAGCUUUUCUGUCCCAGGUCAUAGGUGCCACCUCUGCUUUCUUCUCACAGGUGAAUCACACAGUGCCUCUCCUCCUCUUCUGUGUGAUGGGUUUGUGUUUUUUGUGGGUUUUUUUUGGAGCAUUGAGGUGGGCAGAAGGGAGAAUGUGUUUUUAACGUGAGACUCUCUCAAGUCUCCUGGAGUGAGGAAGGAUGAGUGGAUGUGCAGUUGUCUCUUGAGAGAUCCCCUGCUGUCUGCGAGCUGUUCGUGCUUUAUUUAUUCCGUAGAGUAAAAUAUUUUGUAUACAACGCGAGAGGAAGGCUAAUUAUAAAUUUAUAUUG
Molecule: messenger RNA, 4870 nt
Organism: Calypte anna (Anna's hummingbird)
Lineage: Eukaryota; Metazoa; Chordata; Aves; Apodiformes; Trochilidae
Gene: SLC45A3
Product: solute carrier family 45 member 3
Exons: 6
Coding region: 388-2115 (575 amino acids)
Biological process (GO): transmembrane transport
Cellular component (GO): membrane
Molecular function (GO): sucrose:proton symporter activity
Source: RefSeq, a predicted model, not a curated record